AUGUAUAUAAAAUAUACCUUCUACAAGGAUCCAGAACAUCUUCUCCAUCUUUUCAAAUCUUUAGAAGAAGAAAACCUCUCCCUUAUCCAGCAGUGCCAAGAGGCAGAAACAUUACUUGAAACAGAACGUAAAGAAUCUGUGAGAAUAAGAGAUGAAUUGAACCAACAGGCGGAGAACCUACAGGGGGAAAUAAAGGAACUUCAAGUCAGGGUUCGAAAGGAGAAAAAAGACACAUCUUUGAUAGAUGGAAAAAUAGAUAAUUCCGUAAGUGGAGAAUCCCGACGUGGAGGAGAGGAUCGAAUGCUUGAUGAUCUAGAGAAACAAGUUCUUAAUAUUUAUGAAUCUUGUGUUGGGAAGAAUGAGGCGAAGAUUUCAACUAUUGAUAUGCUUCAUCAUAUUGAACUAAGGAUGGAAGAUCUGACCAGGGAACAGGAGACACUUAACUUCGAGAAGGUUGAGAUAGCCCGUCUAAGUUGUGAGAAUGAGAGAAGGUACCGUGAGAAGGAAGCAAGGAUGGAAGCGCAGAGAAGGAUGGAGGAGAGCAGGAAUAAAGCUGCUCUGGAUAGGGCUCUAGCUCCCCCUUAUAGACCUAAGGGAAGACGACCUAUGUUCAGGUCCAAGAUGCCUGGAUUAAAAAAUUCGGAGAAACAGAAGUAGAGGAUCAAAGGGUUUUAUUCGUUUUGUAAAAAACUCUUUUUUAUUUUAAUAAAUGAUUUUUUUA
Eurytemora carolleeae is the source of this 721-nucleotide messenger RNA. RefSeq names its product coiled-coil domain-containing protein 38. NCBI's taxonomy places the organism in Eukaryota, Metazoa, Arthropoda, Copepoda, Calanoida, Temoridae. The record is from RefSeq and is a predicted model, not a curated record. The coding region runs from base 1 to 657 and encodes 218 amino acids. The transcript is spliced from 7 exons.